Messenger RNA from Pezoporus flaviventris, 671 nucleotides. Its product is annotated as placenta-specific gene 8 protein-like. Gene Ontology annotation, biological process: positive regulation of transcription by RNA polymerase II. The coding region runs from base 170 to 514 and encodes 114 amino acids. The transcript is spliced from 5 exons. The record is from RefSeq and is a predicted model, not a curated record. NCBI's taxonomy places the organism in Eukaryota, Metazoa, Chordata, Aves, Psittaciformes, Psittacidae.
UUCUAGUUACCUCCCACCAUUACACUUGCUUACUGCUGACUGCCAGUAACAGCCUCCAAGAAAGAGAAACUUUAGUUUCAUCUUCCCCAGAGCCUCUUUGUGCAGGGCUCCAGAUAACAAGGAAGAAGGCACUGGCAGAGGCUGCUCAUCAGAAGAAGAGCAACUAGGAAUGGCUGUCCCAACCGUUGUGACGAUCCAGCCACAGUACGGCAUGGCCGUGCCCACUGCCUCAAGAAACAUAUGGCAGACAGGGCUGAUGGACUGCUGCUCGGACUGUGGCGUGUUCUGCUGCGGGUUAUUCUGCUUCCCCUGCCUGGCGUGCCAACUCGCUGGGGACAUGAAUGAGUGCUGCCUGUGUGGGACUAGCGUGGCCAUGAGGACCCUCUACCGCACCAGAUACAACAUCCCGGGGUCCAUUUGCUCUGACUACUGUGUCAGUAUGUGGUGCCUCAUGUGCUCUGUUUGCCAAAUGAAGAGAGACAUCAACCGGAGGAAGGAGCUGGGCAUAUUCUGAUGUUGCCGUCCUCACUACACCCUGCAGAGCUGCUGUGGGCAGGAGUCUCCAGUGCCUUGGGCUGUUGGGAAAUGCACCAUGGAGGGGUUGUCUUGAUUGUGAUUAAUUCCCCCUUUGCUGGGCAACGCCACCAAUAAACAGCAGAGUUUGUCUUCCU